Sycon ciliatum is the source of this 2193-nucleotide messenger RNA. Its product is annotated as SH2/SH3 adapter protein NCK1-like. Lineage: Eukaryota; Metazoa; Porifera; Calcarea; Leucosolenida; Sycettidae. The transcript is spliced from 3 exons. Gene Ontology annotation, molecular function: receptor tyrosine kinase binding; signaling adaptor activity. Gene Ontology annotation, biological process: cell migration; signal transduction. The coding region runs from base 241 to 1368 and encodes 375 amino acids. The record is from RefSeq and is a predicted model, not a curated record.
CUGGCUUUCACCACUUGUACUGUUGUAGUCGCACAAGAGCAAAUUUCUCUAAAGUUCACGCCAACCCUGGUGCCCCAGUUGCAGUUGCUUGUUGUGGAUUCGGUAACCCAUGGGUGUCCUGGGUUAGCCUUGUGUGAACCAACGUACGUGUAAUAGUAGUAGAUGAUGUGCCUGCGAAUGCAACAUCUUCGUAGAUAGUUGUUGGCGGUGAGGGAUCGUCGCUCCUUAUCCGCUGUCGCAAUGGAGCAGUGCAUGGCAUUGUAUGACUAUCUCGCGAAUCAAGAUGAGGAGCUGAGUAUUCGUAAAAAUGAAAAACUUACACUGCUGGACAGUUCUAAAACUUGGUGGAGAGUUCAAAACGCUGGUGGAUCAAUCGGCUAUGUCCCAUCCAAUUAUUGCAAAAAAAUCGACACACCUGCACCUGCACCUGUAGCACAACCAGCAGCAUCUACUCCAAUAAAGCACACUGCUGUCAAAGAUGAAGCUGGAAUGUAUCAGCAAGUGGACAUGACUUUCAAUAAGAAGCCAACGAAGGUGGUGGCAAUUGUCAAGUAUCCGUAUGCAGCCACAAGGGAAGAUGAGCUCACGCUAAACAAAGGCGAACAGGUAACAGUAAUAGAGAAGGAAGGCGAUGGGUGGUGGAAUGGAGAAGUCAAUGGUGCAUGCGGUUGGUUCCCGUCCAAUUAUGUGGAGGAGACGACUAUUCCAGAUCCUACCCCAGAGCCGACAAUACAGAAUUCAGUUGCACAAACACCGGCAGAACCGACAGUCAUUUGCCGUGUGCGCGCACUUUAUGCGUUUCAGUCUGGAAAUCACGAGGAGUUAUCGUUUGAGCGAGGCAACAUGAUGGAUAUCAUCGACCAGCCAGAGAACGACCCAGACUGGUGGGAAGCACGGAAAUCUGAUGGAUCGACUGGACUUGUGCCCCGCAACUACGUAGAAGUCGUCCAUGAUGAUCCUCCAGUGCAGCAAAAGCCAGCCUUCCCUGCUGCAGGUCCAGCCGGUGCAGGCAUGGGCGGUGGUGCUGCCAAGCCCCAGCUACCCGUGGGUCGUUCCUUUGAGAACAGGCCUUGGUUCCACGGGAAAAUGUCUCGGAAUCAGUGUGAAGGUCUCCUGGCUCGUGCGCGUGAUGGUGACUUCCUAGUGCGAGAAAGCGAAAGCAAGGCUGGCGACUACUCUAUAUCGAUGAAAUCACCAGGGAAGAUUAAGCACUUCCGCAUCCAGAGCCUUCCCGGUGGCCAGUAUGGUAUUGGGCCAAGGAAAUUCACACAAAUUGAGGAGCUGGUCGAUCACUAUACGAAAGCACAUAUUUACACGGCAGAGGACGGCACGCGUAUGUAUUUACAGCACGCUUUCCCCAAGUACUGAGCACCACCACAUGUACAUCUGCUGAUAGGUCUUUCUUUGCUCUUUCUCUGUUCCUCGCCCCUCCCCCCCCCCCCCCCCCGCCAUCACCCUAAAUGCUACCAUUACCCGAAGAUUUAAAAGUCCUCUUUUCUGCUAGUUUUAUUUUGUGUUGUGCGUAUGUGCGUGUUGUAAUUAUUACUCGUCCUCUUGUAAUAUUGACCUUGUCCAUAUUGCAUUGUGUGCCUCCCCCUAUUUGCCUCUGUACGCAUAUGUAUACUCUUUUCUUUUCUACCCUGGAACAAUUAUGGUGGCAUUCUCAAAAAUCAAUGCCAUAAAUCAAUGCCAUGGUCGGUAGUCAAUAGUGUGUCGUGCUUUCUUUGUCGGGGAUAGUUUUUUUUGCUUUUCUGUUUUGCUGCCUUUUUGGGCAUGUCCACUGUGUUGCCGUCGUGUUGCGCGCAUCUUGUCCCCUUUCUAUCUCUUCUUAUCUACUCGCGCGCGAUCUCUUGAUUUUGUCCAUUUGUUCCGACGGCUGUAGGAACUUGAUGAGAGCCCGACUAAGUCUAUUGACUCCUGCCACUGUUAGGUAUGGGUGGUACGUUUGAAGUAUCUCGGUGUACCACCCGAGCCUCACGGGCGAUUCUAAGUAUUGUUGAUAUUUGUCCUGCAUGUGUUGUUUUUGUCUCUUUUUCUUUUCUUUUUUUUCUCGUUUAUCAUUUGGACCUCAGUGUAGGGCGCAUGUUCCGCUAUAGAUUUAACUCUAUUAUCCAACUUGUCGAGACUUGUUGUUGUAUGUUGCUUGCUGCUGUGCGUUCCGAGAGAUAUCAAAAUUACUCUUGGUGAUAUGCA